Orbicella faveolata is the source of this 2718-nucleotide messenger RNA. RefSeq lists its product as uncharacterized. Gene Ontology annotation, molecular function: UDP-glycosyltransferase activity. The record is from RefSeq and is a predicted model, not a curated record. NCBI's taxonomy places the organism in Eukaryota, Metazoa, Cnidaria, Anthozoa, Scleractinia, Merulinidae.
CGUCCUCGCCGGGAGCCUGUUCGCAGGCUAGCGCACAUGGCAUGGAUCGGUGGAUUUACUUACCUCUAUUCAUGGACGUCCACCUCGUAAAACAGUCUAGCGUUGGGUUUUAAACUUCUUUCAGUACUCGAAUAUUGAAUAAAAAAAAUAUUAUUCGCCAAUUUUUCAUUGUGAAAUAUUAGCAACGUAAUACGAACUUUGUCAAAUUAACCGCUUUAAUUAAAAGACGCUUUUCGAUUUUUUUUUUUUUAAUUUCUCGAAGUACGCGGGUGUGUACAUAGAUGGCUGCUACGCCCCUAGAGGCUAUUCAUUUGCGUGGAACGUGGGUGACAGGACGUCUGCGCGUGUUCUUUUUCAAGCUCGGUUACUGAGCGCGUGGAAUCAAUUAAUACAAAUUAGCUUACUGAGUGCUUCGUUGCAUGAAAAUUUAACGCCGCGUCGUGUUCGUCUGUAUUCACCCAUCCAAUGAACUGAUGUGGUUUCUUUGACCAUCAGGAAAAAUGAAAGUGGUUUUCCUUUGCAAAGGAACUAGAGGUGAUGUGGCUCCUAUCCUGGCCCUAGCGGUGAGCUUUAAACAAAACAGCCCGACAGAUAACUGUACGCUUGCCACCCAUGCAUGCCACAGACUGAAAUUUGAUAGCAUCCUUAAAAAGUAUGACAUUGAUUUCAUGGCUGUGGAUGAGCUAGGGACAGAUAAUGGACCUCGUAACCUUGAGAAAAUGGAGCUUCAAGUAUGCAGUGGAAGAGGUUUCUCUAAGAGUCAGCAACAAGAUCGAAUUAUAGAGAUGCAUGGAAGCUUACGAGCUUGCCGAGGGGCAGAUGGCAUUGUUUUUAACCUCUUUGCUUGUGAGGGUUGGUUCAUUGCUAAGUAUUUUGAUGUACCAUGUGUCGCAGCAUCCCCAUUUGCUGUCACCAGAACCCCACCUGUAACAUUCGAAGGCAAAUUUGUUGAUGCUUACCCAGAUUUGUACCAGAGACUACGAAAUUCAGCUCAAGGUCAAGUGAGUUAUGGUGACAUUGACCACUGGAUGUGGCGACUGUACUUGGAUGAUUUUGGUGAAUUCUGUGACAGUAUUGGCUUACCUGUGUGUCCUUAUGCCGAGCUGAGGCCUGAUGACCCCCUUCCACCACCCACUACCUUACUGUAUGGGAUCAGCCCACGAGUGAUUGAGAAACCACAGUACUGGCCAGAAAGUGUUGUCCUGUGUAGUUAUUGGUUCUUGGAAACCCCAGAUGAGCCUAUUAACGACAUCAAGGUGUAUCAUCCCACAUCAGGAUACAGUACCCUGCCAGAUUUUUUGUCUAGUUUUAAAGGCAGUGGUGAACGACCAGUUUACAUUGGGUUUGGCUCCAUGGAAGAGCUGGGAUUCUUUUCUAGUAUUGACUGCGUUGAGCUUCUUGCUGUACUGAAUGAAGGUCUUGUUCAGUGUGGCAAGAAAGCCCUAUUGCAGCUUUCCCCCCAUUCUAAUCUACUCAAGAGCUGGGAAAUGGUAUGUAAAAACUUCCAAAACUGUCACAUCCACUGUCUAAUGGAGUUCGUCCCACAUUCCAAGCUCUUUCCCUUAUGCCAGACUGUAGUUCAUCACGGUGGUAGUGGAACAGUUGGUAUGGCAUUGAGGUGUGGCAUUCCGCAGAUAGUGUGCCCAUUCAUGUUUGACCAGUCAUAUUGGGGUGACAAAGUAUCCUGGAUGGGGGUGGGCGAGUCUGUCGGCCACCCAAGGUCACUGGGAGCUGAAGUGUUUGCUUCUGCCCUAGUUAAUGUUGGAAACCCAGAGGUGCGAAACAUGGCUGCUUCAUAUGGGAAAAUGUUACUAGGGGAAGAUGGUUUGGAUUAUGCGGUCCAGCAACUUAGAAAAGAGUUAAAAAGGAGAUAACAAAUUUCAUGAAAUCACUAUUAAGUUAUUGUGUAUUAAUAUAAAUAGUGACAGAAAUGUAGUUAAUAUACUUGAGUAUAUCAUUUCACAGUAGUCAAUUUUGAUGUCUUUUUAGUCGAGAUGGGCCAGCCGCCUAUAUUUUGUCGUACAGUUUUAAUUGUUUUAAGUGUUUGGUGAUUGGAGAUAUAAAGAAGAGGAUUUGAUUACCCCAAAGUUACUAUUUGUUGCAACUUAACUUACAAUGAGUGGUUCAAACACAUUUUUACUAAAAUGAUUACAGUGUGAUAAAUAAGUUAUUUACUCGAGUUAUUUUAAACUGGGACAAGUCAUAGUUGUGUGGGUCAAUUUGGCAGAGUGCAGACUAAUUUAUUUCUUUUAAAGAAAAAUAUUAAUACUAUUUGUUUUAUAAGUCUAUUCUUCACUUUUGAAUGUUACAGCCCAAGUUACGUCAACUAGUGUUGUGUGCUAGGUUUUAUUUAGUACUUUGAUUCUCAGGACAAGCUCAUAACUGGUUUGCUGUUGUCAAGCCUUAAUCUGAUUGUCAGUGAGUAUAUUUAACUCCUCUAAGUGUAAACUCUUUUUUUGAUUCUGUGGAAAAGCUGAUACCUGGUAACUGUUGACAUGCCUUGAUCAGUACUCUGUUUGACAUCCAGUCAUCCAGUGUUUUCAACUCUUCUUAGAUAACAAAAUGAUCACUUGAAAACAGCAUCUGUUAAUUUAUUAUGAGUGUUGUGUUGUGUUGAAUUCUCGUCAAUUUAUUCUAAAUUAAUAAAGUGUUAAUGGUGUGUAUUGUAGGUGGCCAAGCUACUGUUCCUGUGAGGUAAUAAAGUAAAAACAAUGUUGA